GACAUAACGCGCGACGUUUCUGACUUUUCGGACUUGUUGGCGAAGCGCCCCGACAGCGAGGAGCUGCCGAAAAACUUGUCUGCAUCCCUGUGCACUCGCAUACAAUCAUUCACAGCGCUUUCAGCGCCAGAUGCUAUCGUCCUCACCGAGUUGAUUGAAAAGAAGUGCACGGUAGCCUCCGUGAAGCGCGCAGUGCUGGCGGCAGUCGAUAUCAAGGUCGCCAACAUCGCUGCAGCGGUCCCAAGUAGCAUCAGCGAUGCUGGGGAUCAGACGCUUUCCCACAUAUACAACUACCUGACGGGCAAAGAUUGGAUGGCCCUGGAGGACUACAGAGCGCCGGAGACCAAGAAAAUGAAGUUCAUCGACUUGCACGCCUUCCUAGGCAAGCACAUCCCGCUGCGCGACAACAACAUAUUGCUCAAGAAAGAGCGGGCUGGCUGUUGGCAGUCGUCUGACUUUACCCCGCUUCAGCAGGAUCGGCACGGUGGUUGGCACUCGAGCUGGGGCGGCAACUCUGACUUGGAUAAACUGGCCGCUCAGAUCCAUGGUUUGUACACUGCAGGGCAAUCGGGCGCUAGCUCUGCUCACGCGCCAGCCGCGUCGUUCAAGCCAGGCAAGAGCAUCGUUGCAGGCGCAGCCCCAGCCGCAGAUGCAGCUCGCGCUGCAGAGCCCAAGGUCGCAGCACUUCCACUCGGCGACGGUGAAGCAGCUCCUGCUGAUGGUGACGCAGCUCCUGCGGCGGGUGACGCAGCGCCCACUGCUGCCGGCGCAGCGUUGGCUGCGGAUCGCGUCGCGCAGGGGGCGCGCGAGAAGCAGGCGUUCGACGCUUUGGCGACGAAGGGCAAACGCACAGCCAAGGAGAGGCCCGCUGCUGCAACGGAUGUUGCAAAGAAGCCAGCGGCGGCCAAGAAGAGGCCCGCUGCUGCAACGGGCGUUGCGCCCGCCCUGAAGAAGCCCGCUGCAGCGUCGUGGGCGUCCAAGGGCGGUGCCUUCAAGAUCGUGUUUGAACCGUGUGGCGGCCAGUGCACGCAGAAUGCGGUCGCUUCCAGGUGGUGCGGAAGGGCGCUCAAGUGGGCCAAGGCAAACGGCCGCACCGAGAAGCAGGCGCUCGACGAUGCAAAGGACGCAUACAG
Prorocentrum cordatum is the source of this 1133-nucleotide messenger RNA. The record is from the annotation of a GenBank genome assembly. Lineage: Eukaryota; Dinophyceae; Prorocentrales; Prorocentraceae.